GAACAACUGUAAAUAAUAAUCAGUGUUAAAAAGGGAAGAAAAUCAAGCCAAAAAUCAAAAUAUUUUUCAUUUCUUGCAGAAAACCUUACAAAUCUGCUCCUCCUCCAGCAGCUGUUUGACAAAAGAGAGAAAAUUAAGAACGAAUAAGCAGAUUAUGCAGAACUCAAGGAUCAAUUAUUAUUUAUAAUUCAGCAAAAGAGGGAAAUAUCUGGAAGUCUGUUCGAAGGAAAAGAUCAAUAGUAAAGCCACGUAGAAGAGACAGGAAUGCAGGCCUCUCCCUGAGAGGAAAAAGACAGCUUGAAUGAAAGAACCCUUAAACAAGGCAUUGUCCAUAUUUUUUACCUCCUCAAGAAUAUCAGUGGUGCAAAAGCUUCAUAAAUUUGCCUAUUGUGGGAAAAGCACACAUUGCAAAUCACAGCUGAUUAUGCACAAGAGGAGAUGGAAAGCCACACAAAUUACCUGAAUGUGGCAAAAACUACGGUCACAAAAGCUCCCUUGUUCAUGGAAGGACCUCCACAAAAGAGGGAAGCCACAAAAGUGCUCCCAAUGCGGUAAAUGCUUUAGUGAGCCUGGCAACAUGGUGCUAUAUCAGAUAACUCACAGGAGGGAGAAAACAUAUGACUGUGCAGAUUGUGUGAAAGUCUCAUUAGAAAUUCCCAGGUCUUGAGAUACUAAAGGAUGCACACAAAGGAAUAAAACCAUUUUAACAUCCUUUCAGUGGGAAAAGGUUCAGUGAGAAUCCCUUCCUUGUGAAGCACCUGAGGACUCCCACAAAAGAGAAACCCUUUGAAUGUCCUAAUUGUGGGGAAAAAAUUAGUCACAAUUUAGGUCUAGUGGUACAUCAAUAGAUUGACUCCAUGGAGAAACUCUAUGAGUAUCUAGAUUGUGGGGAAAACGUCAUUAGAAAUUUCCAUCUCAAAAGACACCAGAGAACUCACACAGAAGAAAAAACCUUUGAAUGUCCUGAUUAUGGGAAAGUCACAGUUCUGGUGAUACACCAGAAGACUCCCAUAGGAGAGAAAUGCUUUGAAGGUCCUGAUUGUUGGAAAACUUUCAGUUCUGAUUCCAAUUUGUGAAACACCAGAGGAAUCGUAAAGGAGAAAAAGCCAUUCAAUGUCCAGACUUUGGGGGAAGUUUCAAUUGUAAUUCCCACCUGGUAACACAUCAGAGGAUUCACUCCAUGGAGAAACCUUAUAAGUGUAGAGAUUGUGGGAAAAGUUUCAUUAGAAAUUCCCACCUCUUGAGACAUAAGACCAUGCACACAGGAGAGAAACCCUUUGAAUGUCCUGACUGUGGGAAAAGCUUUAGUGAUAAUUCUAGCAUGGUGAAACACCGGAAGACUCACACAAGAGAGAAACCCUUUGAAUGUCCUGUCUGUGGGAAAAGUUUCAGUCGAAACGCCCACCUGGUGAUACACCAGAGGGCUCAUACAGGAGAGAAACCCUUCGAAUGUCCUAUCUGUGGGAAAAGCUUUAGUAAUCAUUCCAAUCUGGUGACACACCAGAUGACUCACACAGGAGAGAAACCCUUUGAAUGUCCUGAUUGUGGGAAAAGUUUCAGUCAGAAUUCCAGGUUGAUUAGUCACCAAAGGAUUCACACAGGAGAAAGGCCCUUUAAUUGUCCUGAUUGUGGGAAAUGUUUUAGUCGGAGAUCCAGCCUGGUGACACACCAGCGAACUCACACAGGAGAGAAACCCUUUGAAUGUCCUAUCUGUGGGAAAAGCUGUAGUGAUAUUUCUAAUCUGGUGACACACCAGAGGACUCACACAGGAGAGAAACCCUUUGAAUGUUCUGAUUGUGGGAGAGGUUUCAGUCAGAAUUCCCACCUAGUGAAACACCAGAGGACUCACACAGGAGAGAAACCCUUUGAAUGUCGUGAUUGUGGGAAAGGUUUUAAUCUGAGUUCCAGCCUGAUAACACAUCAGUGGAUUCACACAGGAGAGAAACUCUUUGAAUGUCCUGACUGUGGGAAACGUUACAGUCAGAAUUCCCAUCUGGUGACACACCAGAGGACUCACACAGGAGAGAAACCCUUUGAAUGUCCUUAUUGUGGGAAAGGUUUCAGUCGGAAUUCCAGGUUGAUUAGUCACCAAAGGAUUCACACAGGAGAAAGGCCCUUUGAAUGUCCUGAUUGUGGGAAAUGUUUUAGUCGGAGAUCCAGCCUGGUGACCCACCAGAGGACUCACACAGGGGAGAAACCCUUUGAAUGUCCUAUCUGUGGGAAAAGCUGUAGUGAUAACAAUAAUCUGGUAAGACAUCAGAGGACACACACAGGAGAGAAACCCUUUGAAUGUCCUGAUUGUGGGAGAGGUUUCAGUCAGAAUUCCCACCUGGUGAAACACCAGUGGACACACAGGAGAGAAACCCUUUGAAUGUCCUAUAUGUAGGAGAAGCUGUAGUGAUAAUUCUAAUCUGGUGAGACACCAGAGGACUCAUACAGGAGAGAAACCCUUUGAAUGUCCUGACUGUGGGAAAAGAUUUA
Molecule: messenger RNA, 2481 nt
Organism: Thamnophis elegans (Western terrestrial garter snake)
Lineage: Eukaryota; Metazoa; Chordata; Lepidosauria; Squamata; Natricidae
Product: zinc finger and SCAN domain-containing protein 2-like
Exons: 2
Coding region: 1181-2371 (396 amino acids)
Biological process (GO): regulation of transcription by RNA polymerase II; central nervous system development
Cellular component (GO): nucleus
Molecular function (GO): DNA-binding transcription factor activity, RNA polymerase II-specific; RNA polymerase II cis-regulatory region sequence-specific DNA binding
Source: RefSeq, a predicted model, not a curated record